Messenger RNA from Dermochelys coriacea (leatherback sea turtle), 5787 nucleotides. RefSeq names its product opioid receptor delta 1 (gene OPRD1). Gene Ontology annotation, molecular function: neuropeptide binding; G protein-coupled enkephalin receptor activity. Gene Ontology annotation, biological process: neuropeptide signaling pathway; G protein-coupled opioid receptor signaling pathway. Gene Ontology annotation, cellular component: neuron projection; membrane. Lineage: Eukaryota; Metazoa; Chordata; Testudines; Dermochelyidae. The record is from RefSeq and is a predicted model, not a curated record.
CGCAGGCGAGCGGGGAUCGGCGUCGGAAGCGACUUCCCCGGGGCCGGAGCCCGAGCCAGGCUCCCGGUCAGGUGCAGCCCCCCUGUCUCGGGUGCAGCCCCCCCCCCUCGCCCCGCGGGUCUAGGGAGGAGCCCGGGAGUCGGAUGCACUUUAGGGGGCGGCGGCGGGGCCAGCCAGCAAACACGAACCCCCCCCCCCCCGCCCCUUCCAGCGGUGCAAGGAGGUGGCGGCUGCUUGGAAAGUCUCGCACCGCCAUGGAGCUGUCCACACUGCCCGGGCCUGAAGCCGACGCCGAAUUCUCCUCCAACGGCAGCCGCCUGCGCGACGCGCCCUGGGGUCCCUGCCCCAACCAGAGCUUCAACCCCACGGGGCUGCCCGCGGCCAAGGACCCCACCUCCAUCGCCAUCGCCAUCGCCAUCACCGCCCUCUACUCCGUGGUGUGCGUGGUGGGGCUGCUGGGGAACAUCCUGGUCAUGUACGGCAUCGUCAGAUACACCAAGAUGAAAACGGCUACCAACAUUUACAUCUUCAACCUGGCCCUUGCAGAUGCCCUGGCGACGAGCACGCUGCCCUUCCAGAGUGCCAAAUACCUGAUGGAGACCUGGCCCUUCGGGGAGCUGCUCUGCAAGGUGGUCCUCUCCAUCGAUUACUACAACAUGUUCACCAGCAUUUUCACACUGACCAUGAUGAGCGUGGAUCGCUACAUUGCCGUGUGCCACCCGGUCAAGGCUCUGGACUUCCGCACCCCAGCCAAAGCCAAGAUCAUCAACGUCUGCAUCUGGGUCCUCUCCUCUGUGAUUGGCGUGCCCAUCAUGAUCUUGGCUGUGACCAAGUCAAAAGAUGGGAUCGUGCUCUGCAUGCUCCAAUUCCCCGAUCCUGCCGUGUACUGGGACACGGUGACCAAGAUCUGCGUGUUCAUCUUCGCCUUCAUGGUGCCCAUCCUGGUCAUCACCAUCUGCUACGGGCUCAUGAUCCUACGCCUCAAGAGUGUCCGCCUCCUCUCGGGCUCCAAGGAGAAGGACCGCAAUCUGCGUCGCAUCACCCGCAUGGUGCUGGUCGUGGUAGCAGCCUUCAUCAUCUGCUGGACGCCCAUCCACAUCUUCGUCAUCGUCUGGACGCUGGUGGACAUAGAUAAGAAGAACCCCUACGUGGUGGCCAGCUUGCACUUCUGCAUUGCCCUGGGUUACACCAACAGCAGCCUCAACCCUGUCCUCUACGCCUUCCUGGAUGAGAACUUCAAGAGGUGCUUCCGGGAAUUCUGCCUGCCCUUCCGGUCCCGGAUCGAGCAAAACAGCUUCUCCCGGGCAAGAAACACCACCCGGGAGCGCGUCUCCACCUACCCUUCCGAAGCCCUCAAUAAGCCAGCAUGACUAGACAUGGACAGCCACCAGCGGGCUCCCGUGGCCACAGAGGGGAGGAACUAUUCUCGGAGGUGACUCAGGUCACCACCACGGAAUUCUAGUGGAGGUGGCUGGAGGCGAUGUGGGCGGGUGGGGAGGGGCUCAUCAAGGACUCUUUAAAAAAAAAAAAAUUUGCAAAUGCUUGAUUUUCCAUGAAGACACCAGGGUGAUGGGGAAUUGGGCAGGGGGCGGGAGGAUCACAAAGCAACAGAUCCCUGGCUGAACAUUUCUAAGAAACUGCAGAAAAACAGACCGCGGCAUCGGAUGGGCAAUGAGGAGGAUCCACAGGCUGCAAAACACGUCGUCAGAUGACCACCAAAACUGCACCACAAGGCAGCCUGGAGAUGGACAGGCCCCGCCAUCAGGAUGGGGGAACCUGCCGCUGCUUUCGUGGGGGUGGGGCCGCUUCUUUAACUCUCAGCGGAUUGUAAAAGCUCAGGCGCCCUUCAACCCCGGUUGGCGCGAUGCAAAUUGCAAAGCUGCAACCUGUGAAGUGUUGUGCCAUUCAAGCGAUGGGUUUUGUUCCCCGAUGCUGGCACCGGUGGCGAGAAACCUCAGCUCGCAGAUGGGCAAGCUGCUGUGCCAAAGCGCAUCAUGCUCUGGGACCCAUGCAAGGUAGAACUGGGGUUCGCCAACAGCCCAAGGCCUCUGGGGAGGAGCCCUGCGCUUUCUUUGUGCCCGUUCUGACCUUGCACACAGCAGGCCCCGGCGGAUCCUGCUGACCCUUUGCUGCUGCCCUCUGGGAUGGCUGCUCAGGACCCCCCUCGUAGGAGAGCAGAGCACACACUGACUGCCAUGUCUUGUACAUAUGUACAUUCCAACAGCCCACCUGUCCAGAGCGGCCUGGGACGUGUGGCUACUUGUCUCAUGUGCCCGCUUCAUUCCUUUCGUCGCAUUGUUAUUGCUCUGUACAGCCUUAUGCAAUGCAAAGCGGGAUCUAUAGGAGUCAGCCAACUCCCCUGCCUUACCCCGGGCCACGGAGCUCGGAGCGUCACGGACACUCGUGGAAGGAGUGCCAGGAUCUGCCCGGUGAGGAAUGCACCCCCGCCGCCCCUCGCAGAGAGGCACCCGUUGUGCGUUAAGUGUCACAGUAGGAACUGGGAUUGUAGCUGUGCACCAGCAGCGGGAGGGUGACUGCGCUGGUAGAGGGGACCCUCCUCUGCCUGUCUCGGGGCAGGUUAAUCACUGAAGUUAAAGAUCCUUCCAGGACUUUCUAAAAGAGAUCUGGGAUCCCUGCCAUACCUCCCGCUCUUCUCACUUAGGGCCUUUGCCAAACCACAGUCAAGUCAAUGCGAGUCUUUCCCAGGACUUCAGUGGGGUUUGGAUCAGCCCUUAAGUGGGCUAGAGGGGCCCACAUUGUGGAGAGUCAUUGGUAGGCACACAGUGGGUCUCACAUUUGCCUGCCGCAGCAGUCUCAGGGCCCAACUCUCCAACCUGGGCCCAGAAGCUAGGGCUCCCACUUGCUCAAGUGGGCAUUCACGGGCCCUGGUACUAUCCCAGGCGAUGACAUGCUGAUCGGCGCAUCCACAUGCAGAAACUAGGGGUCUCAUAGUAGUUUGCAAAAUCGGGUUUCUGAUAUCUUGCAAAGUGCAUUGAGAUACUCUGAGCAUGACAGGCACCACCUUAAAUCCAGCUCCUUCUAUGCUCUCUGUGUACAUAUGCACAUUGGAAUACCAGACACGGGCUCUGUUGUUAUUUUUUUUAUUUCAGUGGCAUCUAAAUGCCUUAUCUAGGUCAUGGCCCCCAUGUGUUUGGUGCUAUAUGUUGUGCUCAAGCCACUGAAUUCAAACCCAGGGCCAAAUCUCAAACAUGCUAGCAAUCGGACGCAGGAUUUUCAUUCUCCCGGUUCUAAGAUUAUCUGCAUGAUUCCAGGUGGGAGCCCUGUUAGGAGUUCAUACAGCUGGACAGCGUGUUGGGACUUGAGCUUCUGGGCCAAGCUCAGGUCUGGUUAACAGAUAAACCUGCAGAACUGGUCAGCCUGGUGGGGAAUGGGCUGUGAUGAUUUGAUGGGGAGGAAAAGUGCAGGCACGUAGCAAUGAGCAGAGCUGAUCCAGGCCAGAGGCAGGCCAGGGGCUGCACCAACACUGUGGGCUGGAUUCGGCUUGCGGCUACACUGGUAUAAAUCCAACAAAGUCAACAGAGUUGUACCGGACUCACACUGGAGUAAAACAGUCCUGGGGAUCUGUGUCCUCUGUCCACAAAACAGGUCACACUGCAAGCUCCCUGCCUGCCAAUGUGCCUUGACUCUCAUCGGGGGGGGGCACACUCCUUUCAGGGGUGAAAGGGGCUCUGUCUCCUUAGCCCAUUCAAUGCCAAGGCAUUGCUGCUGGGAGGGCUCCCAAGGAGACCCAUCAGUGCCAGUAGAAGCGGUGGGUUUUGUGAUGUGUCGACCUGCCUGCUGGGAGCUGGGCGGACCUGAUCCCACUCAUUUCACACCAGCCUGGGGACACUUAUUAGAGAGAAGCUACUUGUGGUCAUUAGCUGUUUUGGAUUGCAAACCUACAGGUGAAAGGCUCUUCAUCAUAAAAACAGACACACAUAUGUGUGUGUGUGUCUGUGUGUGCGUGUGAGAGAGAGAGAGAGACUUACGUAUACAUGUGUGUUGCUUAGUAGACAUUGGCCUUUUACUACAAAUUAAGAAUAGUUCUGGCAACCUAGGUGUGAUGCAUAACACAGAGGGCUGUCCACUGCAGCUGGUCCUAUUACUAUUAUGACCACAGCACCUACCUGCCCCAUCUGAGCUCAGGGCUCCAUUGUGCUAGGUGCUGCACACACCCCCAGGAAGAGAUCGCCCAACUCCAAAGACCUCAUAGUCUAAAUAAACAAGACUGACGAACGAGGCACUAUUUUUCCGGUUUCACUAAUGACAUGCAGGGAGUCUGCAAUAAGAAAUGAUCCCCGAUCAGCUGAGCCUUACACCACAAGACUGUCCAUCCUCCUUAACGCUGGCCCCACUUUCUCUCUCACUAUCCAUUCGAGAUGGCUGCACUACGCCUGCAAUGAACCAUUCCGUUCAGUGGGAAGGUGCCAGUUCAGCUGUGCAUCUGGAGCUGAGCUCUGCGGUUCAGGCCAGUCUCCACUAUGUCUGUAAAAUCUGAGUGGCUUGUCCAAUACAUUAUGCACCAUAGGCUUAUUUUCCCCCAAGGGACAAGAGCUACCCAUUCUUUCUAUAUUUCAGCAUGUAAAGGUUAAUGAAGCAGCCUUAGACAACUUUCCUAAGCUGCAUAAUUCUUAAUUUAGUUUCAUAAUAAGAGAGACUUGACAGUAAUAAUACUCUGUGCUUCUAGAUAAGAACCUUGGUAGUAUUUGCAAACAGGAAUUAAUUACCCCUGCUGGGAGAGAGGCGCAUGAUCCCUUUUCAACUGUUUGGGGAAACUGAGGCAAAGAGGCAGAAUGAUUUGCUUAUGUUCACGCAGGAAGUCUGUGACACAGCUCGGAGUUCAACCCAGAUUCAGUAGCAUGUGCUUUAACCACUGAACCCUCCUAUCUCUCUUCCCAUACUUAUAAAAUUGAAAUGAAAUGUAUUCCUGCACACACACAAGUAUACAUAUAUAUAAACAACUCAGAUUCCUUACCACUAGGAAACACUUAGCUUACAGACCAAGGCAACUAUGCAAAGAUUAAAUCCUUCCAUCUUUGCCCUUUAUCUUUGCACAGAUCUACCCCAGGCAUGGGCUCAGACCCAAUAACUAGACAAGCACUCGGGAUCCCACCUGAGCACCCUAUUAUUAUGUGUAACAACAAGAUGGCAAGCCGCAAGCCCUGACUGAGUAACGUGAUCCAUCUCCUUCCACAAUCCAGUCAGAUCCAGCCACCCGGCUGGAGCCUUGAAACUCAAUUGGUUAAAGAUCAGACACGGGAUGCCAAGAGUGAAAAGUACCAGCUCAGCCCAGAGCAGAAGAGAUGCAGCAAUGGGCGUAUCCUCCUGAGGCCUGAGUCUCCACUGCCAUGCAUCCCAUGCCAAUAUUUAUGCUAGGGCAAAUUGAGAGUAAAAUGCUACCAGCAGCAUCUUACAUCCAUGUGGCCAGGUGCAGGUCAAUGGAGAAUCAGUCCUCUAGUGGCCGUUAACUGCAGCAAGAUUCAUUACAGAAACAAUUAAUGAGGCCUUCAGGUUUCCCUGUUAGAGUUAAAACAGUUGGUAUGGAUUAGCACUGCCACAAUACUCUGCAGUCUCUCACCAAGCAGCUGAAUCCGGUUGCCUUAGUCAGUCCCAAAAGGAAUGGAGAGGAUUUAUAAAACGGUAAUUAACAAAUGAGAGAAUCUGGUUGAUGAGUUUCAUAAUAGCAGCCGUGUUAGUCUGUAUUCGCAAAAAGAAAAGGAGGACUUGUGGCACCUUAGAGACUAACAAAUUUAUUAGAGCUUAAGCUUUUGUGAGCUACAGCUCACU